AUGGCCAGAGCACCACCUCUCUUCAUCCGAAAGACCUUCAUCCUCUUCUCCAAUGCCCCGAAAGAGCUCGCUGAGUGGGCAAGGAACGGGACGACGAUCUUGAUCCACGACUCCCACGUCUUUGCGCGGGAGCUCCUCCCACGCCACUUCAAGCACAGCAACUUUCUCUCGUUCGUGCGCCAGCUCAACUUUUACGGUUUCCACAAGUGCAAGCGCGAUGACGGCAGCGGCGUCAUUUGGGAGUUCCAGCACGAGGCGUUCGUACAACACAAGCCAGAGCUCAUGCGAACGAUCCAGCAUCACCAAGCACCAGUGGUAGCAGCGAGCCCGGCCAAGCCAUCGCCGUCGGACGAGACCGCUAUGCUGCGCGUCAAAUCUCAGAGCUUUCGCGGGUCGUUGCCAGCCUCGACGAGCCUCACCCCGACGAGACCCAAGGGCAUGGUAUUUACAAAGCUCAAUCUGCGUUGCUCGACCGAGCCGAUCUGGAGCCUCUUGAUGCUGGGCGAGGCGUGGACAGCGCUUUGA
Messenger RNA from Saprolegnia parasitica CBS 223.65, 525 nucleotides. RefSeq lists its product as hypothetical. The record is from RefSeq and is a predicted model, not a curated record. Bases 1 to 525 code for a protein of 174 amino acids. Gene Ontology annotation, molecular function: sequence-specific DNA binding; DNA-binding transcription factor activity. Gene Ontology annotation, biological process: regulation of DNA-templated transcription. NCBI's taxonomy places the organism in Eukaryota, Oomycota, Saprolegniomycetes, Saprolegniales, Saprolegniaceae. The transcript is spliced from 2 exons.